AUGAACCAUAAUUUUAGAAACUACCCUGUUUUUUCAAAUGACACACACCAUGAAGAUGUGGCUCCGGAGGAGGAAGUUUCGGUGGCCUGUGACUACUUUGAUGGGGUCUUCAAAUACAUAAAUCAAAUGCUCAUGGAAGAGGAUCACUUGGAGAAUAAACCUUGCAUGUUUCAAGACUGCUCUGCUCUCCAAGCUACUGAGAAAUCCUUCCACGAUGUCCUUGUUCAGAAUUACCCUCCGCCGCCAUAUCAGAACUCUGCAUUCCUUGAUCAAAAUGCUGACAACCUAAAUAGUAAUUUAACUGGGACUUGCAGUAGCCACGGUAGUAAUAGCUCUACCGCUGUUAACACCUCUGUUGAGUCCAAUUGGGUUCGUCAUCAGCACCUGGUUGGACCAUUUUUUGGACAAUCUUCUCUUUUCGACCACCACUUCCAGUCUGAUUUGCAGUAUUGUGGUUCUUCAAGCAACUACUACAAUGUUGUUGAUGGGCUAUUGCGCUCUCCUGUGACUCCAGUUCACGUUUUUGAUUCAGCUAAUGAGAGUCAAUUCGCCUGGAAAAAUCAUCUUCCAGAAGAGCGAAGUAAUAAACAGUUGGCUGAUUAUGCCGAAGAGUCCGACUCUGAGCAAACAGAGCUGUAUGAUAAGGUGUUGCUUUGUCCUUCUAUUAAUCCUGGUUUGCACGAUGAUCAGUCCGCACAAAAAGAAGCAAGGAACGAAUCGGAGCCGAAUGGUCAGGCACAAGGAUCAAAGAGGGGAAAGGACCGAUGGGGUUGUAGUAAGAAACAAGGCAACGCAAGAGAAUUGGUGGAUUUAAGGGGUCUCUUAACUCUGUGUGCACAAGCUGUAGCAUGUUUUGAUAGCAGGACUGCUAAUGAAUUGCUGAAGCGGAUUAGGCAGCAUUGUUCGUCUCACGGUGAUGGUACUGAGAGGAUGGCACACUAUUUUUCGAACGCCCUGGAGGCCCGAUUGGCCGGAACUGGGACAGAAUUGUAUGCAGCUUUUGCUGCUAGGAGAAUAUCAGCUGCUGAAAUGUUGAAAGCUCAUCGGGCCUAUGUAACAGCUUGCCCAUUCCAGAGGAUGUCGAAUAUCUUUGCAAACAAAUCAAUUGCGAAACUAGCUAUGGGAGUGACAAGGCUUCACAUAGUUGAUUUUGGUAUUCUGUAUGGCUUUCAAUGGCCCUGCAUUAUGCAGGGCCUCUCUUUGAGACCGGGUGGGCCUCCAAAGCUUCGAAUUACGGGUAUAGAUUUUCCUCAGACGGGCUUCCGGCCAGCAGAGAGGGUUGAGGAGACGGGACUUCGCCUAGCAAAUUAUUGCAAGAGAUUUAACAUUCCGUUUGAGUACAAUGCCAUAGCAAAGAAAUGGGACACUAUCCAACUUGAUGAUAUCAGAAUUGACAGAGAUGAAAUGCUUAUUGUUAACUGUUUGUACCGGCUAAGAAAUGUGCUUGAUGAGACAGUAUUGGCUAACAAUCCAAGGGACGCUGUUCUAAACUUGGUCAGGAGGAUGAAUCCUGACAUGUUUAUGCAUGGAGUUGCACAUGGAAGUUACAAUGGUCCCUAUUUUGGUCCACGAUUCCGAGAGGCACAACACCAUUUCUCUGCACUGUUUGAUAUGUUUGACGCAAACAUGGGACGCAAAGAUGAGGAUAGAUUGAUGUUUGAGAGAGAGGUUUUCGGGAGAGAAGCCAUGAAUGUGAUAGCAUGUGAGGUUAGUGAGAGGGUUGAGAGGCCGGAGACAUACAAGCAGUGGCAAGCCCGGAAUCGGAAGGCUGGGUUCAGGCAGCUUCCACUGGACCGGGACAUCAUGGAGGAGGUAAGGACUAAGGUAAAGCAGCAUUACCACAAGGAUUUUGUGGUAGGUGAGGACAGCAACUGGAUGUUGCAGGGUUGGAAGGGGAGAGUUAUGUAUGCUCUCUCCAAUUGGAAGCCUGUCUAA
Molecule: messenger RNA, 1935 nt
Organism: Ilex paraguariensis (yerba mate)
Lineage: Eukaryota; Viridiplantae; Streptophyta; Magnoliopsida; Aquifoliales; Aquifoliaceae
Source: the annotation of a GenBank genome assembly